This is a messenger RNA of Gopherus flavomarginatus (Mexican gopher tortoise), 1215 nucleotides long. It is a transcript of the gene CTNS, whose product is annotated as cystinosin, lysosomal cystine transporter. The record is from RefSeq and is a predicted model, not a curated record. Gene Ontology annotation, molecular function: L-cystine transmembrane transporter activity. Gene Ontology annotation, cellular component: lysosomal membrane. Gene Ontology annotation, biological process: L-cystine transport. Lineage: Eukaryota; Metazoa; Chordata; Testudines; Testudinidae. Bases 178 to 1200 code for a protein of 340 amino acids. The transcript is spliced from 10 exons.
GCCACGGACGCUGAGGGGACCGCCCUGCGCCCCGGAGGUUCGAGGGGGGGGGAGCACAGCGGAGCCCCCUCCCCCCGGCUCGGGCGCUGAGACACCCCCCCUGUGCCCCCUGCCUUCUGCUGCCUCCGCGUGCCUUGGCUGGGGGGCAGAGCGCUGGGGAGCUGUCUGAAGAAUCGCAUGAUGAAGAAAAGAUGGCUACUUCUCUCCGUGGUGUGUUUUUCACUCUCAUUGCUAAAACUUUGUGAUGGAGCUAUCAUGCUAUCUGUCCCCGAAGUGGUUUCAUUAGAAAAUGGUAGCUUGACAAAUGUCACCGUGAUUCUAAGUGCCCCAUUAAAUGAGACCUUGGUGAUAACAUUUAAUGUCACAUAUUCAUCAAAAAAUGGAACCAUUGUUGAACUACCUGAUCAAGUAACAUUGCCUACAGGUCUAAAUAAUUCAAGCUUUCAAGUGAAAGCUAAAGAUGUUGGACAAGUUACAGUUUAUCUUCAUGCCAGUAAUUCCAACCAAACUGGUCCCAGGAUUCGAUUCCAAGUGAUUCAUAGCAACAUAGUGAGGAUUAUAGACCAGGUGACUGGCUGGAUCUAUUUCUUUGCCUGGUCGAUCUCCUUUUACCCUCAGGUUUUCGAAAACUGGCGACGAAAAAGUGUUGUUGGACUAAGCUUUGACUAUGUAGCGUUAAACCUCACUGGCUUCAUAGCAUACAGUGUAUUUAAUGUAGGACUUUUCUGGAUAGCCUACAUCAAGGAGCAGUUCCUACACCAGUAUCCCAAUGGAGUGAUCCCUGUGGACAGCAAUGAUGUCUUCUUCAGUCUCCAUGCAGUAGCUUUAACUCUCUUUCUAAUAUUUCAGUGCUGUAUAUAUGAGAGAGCUAGUCAAAGAGUGUCCAGAGUUGCUAUUGGGCUGCUUGUGAUUGCGUGGAUCUUCACAUUUACCACCCUGUCCGUGGCUGCAGCUGGAGAAAUCACGUGGCUACAGUUCUUAUUUUUCUUUUCUUACAUUAAACUGGGAAUCACACUUAUAAAAUAUUUUCCACAGGCAUAUAUGAAUUUUCGGCGGAAGAGUACUGAAGGAUGGAGCAUUGGAAAUGUGUUACUAGAUUUUACUGGUGGAAGCUUCAGCCUCCUUCAGAUGUUUUUACAGUCUUACAACAACGGUAAGCAUGGAAUUGAAGCCCCUUUUAGGGCCUACAUUUUCCACUAAAGGAAAAACCUGCCA